ACGUAAAAAUAUGGAAAAAAACGUUUGACUUGUAACUGCAAAUCAUGCCACUUCAUUCCGUUGUCAAUAGGUAACUAAAUUAUUUUUUAUUGAUUGAAAUGUGACACGUCCUGGCCAAGUUUUUCUACUCCGUACUAGUCAUUGCUCAUUCCGUUUUGGGCUGUAACUCAUUGAGCUAAUGCCAAAGUCCAGGCCCAACGAAUCUAAGUCUUAUCUAAACAACGGAUAGAAAAGCCAAAGACAAACGGCGACCAUGCCGGUGGCGACACACCCCUCUGCUGCUCUGCAACUCCACAACCGAAGAUUCAACUCGAACUCUUUCUCACCGUCUCUCCUCCGCGCACGUCGGCUCCACGCAUUUUCCCGGCGGAUUGUUAGACUUACGGAAUCGUCUAAUGGGACCGCCCUCGGCGUUAAGGCGUACAUGGAUGAGAGCAACUCCUUCUCCGGCUUUGCCAAAAAAGUCAUCGGUUCGCUACCUGUGAUCGGACUCAUCGCCAGAAUCGUCAGCGGCGAGGGCGGAAUCGGCGGAGAUUUGAUCGAUUUUGCCGAGUUCAGAAGGAGAGUGGGAAACAAAUGUUCCAUCACCGAUUCAGACGCUUUCUAUGAAUUUCAAGAUCUGAGAGGCCGGGCCGGGGAUCCUUUGCAUGUUCUAUUAUGCUGCUGGCUAGCUGCGAUCGGUGCUGGUCUGCUAAAAUCCGAGGAGAUACUGGACGGGGCUGCAAGGCUUCGUUUAUCGAACGAUAUUGAGUUCGAGGAGCAAUAUUUCAUGGAUAUGAUGAAGCAAGCAAGAAUGAAACGAGAAAAACUAAGGGCUCCAAACCCGAGCAUACCCAUGGAAAUCAGAGCCGAGAAAGCAGUCGAUGCGAUUUACGUGUGCUGCUUUGGGAUGGAUCCAAUGGGAGAAGAAGAACAAAGGCUGCUAUGCAUCAUGCUCGGGGCUGUUUUCCCCACGGUUGGGAAGCAGGAGGUGGAGAGGAUUGUGAAAGCAAAGGCUAAUCGAAUAGCAGAAGGAUCAGAGGAUGAAGCCAAGCUUCGUGUGCCUAAGUCACUGUCGAAAGAAGCUGUUCGGAUUCAAUUGAAGGAUUUGGAAUUUCUGAAGCGACAAAACGGCUUGGGGAUUGCAAGAGAUGCAGACAAUUGACUUAUACGAGUCGGCAAGAAUGCCAUGCCAUAAAUAUCUUCAGAGCUGAGGUAUGUCUGAGAACUAUACAGACCUAGAUGAGAUGAUCAGUGAAAUUCCAAGAGUUUGAAUUGAAAAGAAAGUAAUUCCCAGGCCAGAAUCUUUAUCUCAUUUGUUAUAUUUAUGCUAAAAAAUUAUUGUAAAUCUUGCAUAUUUGUGUUGAGCUGUUAAGACCACCUGCUCUAUAAUUAUUUCUUGAAAGAGUGCCCAAGUACAAAUCAAAGCAUACCACUAUACCAGCAUAAACUAAAAGUGAAAUACUCCGUAUAUCUCAAGAGAAUUCAAACAUACGGAUGGAUAUGCACCAACGGACAACAAUUGGUGAGAAUGAAGGCCAAAACUAGGGGACUCUCAGGGCAUUCAUUAUUUGAGCAAUGUUAGGGGUACACCAAAGGUGUAUCCCAUUUGUCCCCCACCCCUUUCUCCACCAUUCAAUUUUAUUUUAUUUUUAUUUAUUUGGUGUACCCCUAGCAUUUGGUGUACCCCUAGCAUUUUUCUAAUUAUUUUAGUGCAAAGGGAUAGUGUUUUUCUUAGAGUAAAAACUAAAAUGUCAACAAACCUACUGUAAAAUUUAGAACUAAAUUUAUCCCAGAACGAACCAUACAAUACUGGGGAGCAUACGUUAAAGGUUACCGUCCGAUAAUCUUUUCAAAUGGUUAAUGUUAGUCUCUAACAUUGAUGUCAAACGAGACCUAAACACACACACACAUUAGAGUUUUCUUCCUUUAAUGCACGCUACAUCCUAAAAAAACAUUACAUGUUUGACUUUCACAAGAUUUAAACUUCACCGGUUCAACGUUCAUAAAAUUUAAGAGAACUGUUAAAAAAAUAGUGAACGAUUCAAAUUUUUUGAAAGCGGGAAAUGUUGUAUAGUCACAUACUCUGCAUUCAAUUGUUUAAAAAUAUACUCCGUAAUAAAGAGGGUAGGAUUUUUUUUGGCACGCCCAAAAAAUGGAAUUAGGAUUUUCAUGAGUUGCGAAAUUUAUUUAUAAUUAUUACUCCCUCCGUCCUAAAUCGACCUUCCCACGUUGACUAUAAGCCAUUUUUAAGGAAGUGUAAAAUACGCAUUGACUUUACCAAAGUACCCCUAAAGUCCCCCACUUCACCCAACAAUGCACAGAUCUAAAAACACUCGUACCCAUGGAGAAGCUCGCGCAGACCUCAAAUCUCAUAGCCGAAAUCAGAGAUACGGCGUUGGUGUCACCGGUCCGAUCGGCAGAUUCAGCCGGAGAGGUGCCGCCGAUGCCGCCGUGCGACUCGAACAGGUGUGGGAGUUGCUGGAAGAAGAUGGGGCUGGUGGCGUUCAAUUGCAAGUGCGGGUUCACCUUCUGUGUGGCCCACCUCUACCCUGAGACACAUGUUAUACCCGAGACCCGGGGUAUAAUCAAGUUGCUAUUUGAAGAUGGAAUUAUGGAAUGGUGAAAAGGAAAUGAGGGGGACGAAAUAUGGGGGUGGAACAAAGAGUUGUUUUUUUGGGUUUUUGAUGAAAGAAAAGAAUAAGUUCAAGAAGAAGAAAUGGUGAGAAAUGAAAUUGGCAGAGGUAAAGUGAAGGGAUAAACCAAGUUGGUGUUAAGAGAUAUAACACACUCUUAUCUUAACUUGGGGUUUGAAUCUAGAAUUCAAUCAAGAUAUGACACACUUAAUUAAAUAUCUAGAACCUA
Molecule: messenger RNA, 2844 nt
Organism: Cuscuta campestris
Lineage: Eukaryota; Viridiplantae; Streptophyta; Magnoliopsida; Solanales; Convolvulaceae
Source: the annotation of a GenBank genome assembly